This is a messenger RNA of Harpegnathos saltator (Jerdon's jumping ant), 544 nucleotides long. RefSeq names its product 40S ribosomal protein S27-like. The transcript has 2 exons. Gene Ontology annotation, cellular component: ribosome. Bases 227 to 484 code for a protein of 85 amino acids. Lineage: Eukaryota; Metazoa; Arthropoda; Insecta; Hymenoptera; Formicidae. Gene Ontology annotation, molecular function: structural constituent of ribosome. Gene Ontology annotation, biological process: translation. The record is from RefSeq and is a predicted model, not a curated record.
CUAUGUCUAUGGUCCCAUGUCGAGCCAAAUGGUGUGCAUCUAAGUGUGUUACAUAUACACAACACAUUGAGUUCUUUAUUGCUCGUGGUGUGAGAUUCCUAACCUCAAAUACGCCAUUGUUUCUCCGCUUAAAAAACUCGUUCUACUGACACGUAAUUCCAAUUUUUGGAAUUUUCUACACUCAAAAACAAACUGACUGAGUAUAUUUCUUAAUGAAAAUAUCAGGAUGCCGUUAGCUAGAGAUUUCCUUCAUCCAAGCCCCAUUGAAGAAAAACGAAAGCAUAAACUGAAGAGGCUUGUACAAAAGCCUAACAGUUACUUCAUGGACGUCAAGUGUCCUGGUUGCUACGCAAUCAAAACAAUAUUUUCCCAUGCACAAAGACCAGUGGAAUGCGAUGGAUGUCGCACAAUAUUAUGCACCCCAACAGGUGGAAAAGCUCGAUUAACUGAAGGUUGUUCUUUCAGGAGAAAAGUACAAUGUUAGGGUAGAAUUUCAUAUUUGGGAAAAUAAAUACAAAGUUAUUUUGUACAUCUUGUACCAUUA